Molecule: messenger RNA, 1824 nt
Organism: Tilletiaria anomala UBC 951
Lineage: Eukaryota; Fungi; Basidiomycota; Exobasidiomycetes; Georgefischeriales; Tilletiariaceae
Exons: 4
Coding region: 1-1824 (607 amino acids)
Source: RefSeq, a predicted model, not a curated record
AUGAGCGACUGGGCGCCUGGAAUGCGAUUUGUGGUCACCGUAGGGAUAGGUGUAGAGCCGUACGAGGUGUCGGGCGAUGAGGCAAUCCAGGGCCGCGAGAAAACUGAAUUCCCACACUCGCACUCUCCACGGGCGAUCGAGCGCAGCGCGCUUGUGAAGCAAUUUGACGCCUGGCUGCCAAUCAUCUUCUCCAGAGACAACGUCAGGAUGACAAGAGGAAGGAGGCCCAAUCUCGAGCUCGAGCCGACACGCUCAUUGCAGACACAGCGUGCUUUCAGAGAACGCAAGCGAAAGCACUUGGCCGACCUGGAAGCGGCGUAUGCAAAUCUCAAGGAGGAGAACACAUCAUUCAGGCAAGCACUGGGGAUACCUUGCGAAGAUGCUGGCAUUCCAUCAGAGUCACAGCAAACCGCAUCGAGCUCAAGCUCAAACGUCACAGACGAAUGCUCCUCGAAACGGAAACGUCUAUCAUCCACUGCUUCGAACGCCACUGCAUCAAAUGUACCGACCUCAGAGCCCUCGCCACCGGCAACAGUGGCGACUGUCAUGAGCAACGCUGCACUCGCAGCCUUGGCCGACAUCGAUGUGCCCGCCUUGCUUUCCAACAUGUCGACGCAAGAUCGACAGCAGCUCGAGAAUAUCGCCAGGCAAUUGCAAGGAAAAAUCACGCUUCUUCAGCAACACUUAGCAGGUCUAAGGACUGCAAUAGCACACGGGCACAACCGUGUGAACAACGUGGCCGUCGCAGCGGCCAUGGGCUUCGAAGGCUGCAGGCGCACACCAUCCUCCCACACGCACAUGCGAGCGCCAUUAACUCCCCAAGUUUCCGAUGCUGCAUCGCGAUAUGGAGUCUUGCCAAGCACGACAAAUUCACCGAUGAAUGGCAGCUUGCUUAAUGACUCGCCCGCAAUGAUUGCCGACGGCCCCUCCCCAUCCCUGUACCACUCGCCCGCCAUGCCGUACCUCAGUGGUGCCAGAGGAGUCCCUGCCAUCGGCCCAACCGCUGCAGCAGACUCAGUUGCACUCUCGGCGUUCCCAGGACGCGGUCCGACUGGUCGAUCGCAGUCUUUGCAUAUGGGGUAUGCACCUGCCAUAGAUGCAGUCAAUGGCUUCCUACCUUGCCGCCAAGCUGGCUUGUAUGCGCAUCACCCGCAUCCUCCUUCGCAGGCCGACGACGUACAAGGGCAUUACCUCUCGUCGAUCUACCAACAGGCAGCACACACCGAGAUGAUGUCACCGCCGGUGGCGACAUGGAUACACCAGACACCGCACCCACAUCAGUAUCCGAAUCAAGAUCGGCAGCAUCAACCUCAGAACCUGCUACAGCCCCCGCCGCCGUCACAGCAGCAACAAGGUCUUCAGUACUUGCGUACGCCCGCAGAUGAUCAGUACGCAAGCUAUCUUUUGCGUGCACAGCCUCACACAAGGCAUUCGGGUCAGAAUGUCGCGCACACGAGCUCCAGCUCCGGCGGUUCUAUUCAGCCGAGCCCAGAGCAGCAGGAUAUAAAGCAACGCUCAGCCCCGCAGCUGCUCCAUCGAGAUAUCGGUAGCGCACCAACAGUCACCUCGCAGCAGUUGCCUCGUCUGGAUCAUGCAGAAAUGCAAGGGCCUGCCGCGGAUGAGCGGCGAGCAAAGCGCGAACAGAGCCCUCCGUUGCUGAGCAGUCUGGGCGACGCGGUCGACAGCGAGGGCGAGGGCGCCAUGGACUCCCGCGCAGGCAGCGAGGGUGACGUCGACGGUGGCCGGAGCUGCGAUCUUCCUCCCAUCCAUUGCAGCGCCAGCACAGGCGGUGCAUGCUGCAAGAAGGCAGAUUCAGCGCUUUGA